Messenger RNA from Acanthoscelides obtectus, 381 nucleotides. NCBI's taxonomy places the organism in Eukaryota, Metazoa, Arthropoda, Insecta, Coleoptera, Chrysomelidae. The record is from the annotation of a GenBank genome assembly.
AUGGACCAGAACUAUUUGAAUUUUUUGAAGAAAGGGCUGAAAAGACACCAUGAAAAAAUAGACAUUUUAUUUACAUCCAUCAAUUAUAAGUUACAAUUAGCUAUAAAUCAGUUGCAAGUUGCAGGGGAAAUAAAAGUAAAAUUAGCCAAAACUUACGUGCCGUAUCCAGUUGAACCUCUAGGAGGUUGUCUUGUAGCUGGUGGAGGUCUCCACGGUCUCGAAGGAGCUGGUUUGCUUAAGCCUGACCCAGACCUUUUACCCAUUUUUAUUCACAUUCGAAUGUACAAAACUAAAAAUACUGCACCUGUUAUAAUUGCAACAAUUAUAAUCAAGCAAAUUAAUGUGCAAACCCAGUUGAUUCUGAAAAUAUCAAAAUAUUAG